GUGCAACGCCGAACGUUCAAGUUCAUUUGUGGCCAUCUUUAGUCACCGCCUCACUCGUACUGCCUCACUCGUGUGCGCUAUCCAUGACAGUUGAUUUCGAAUGGCCCAAGACAAUACCAGAAUGGCGUAACAGAUGUUGGGAACCUGAGGGCAGUCGACCAUACGACCUCUGGAAACCUGAGCCACUCCAGAAUUUCUUUCAAGAACAUGGUUACACAUUGUGGAUAUCAAUGUAUGAACAGGGCUUGGGAGAUAAUGUAGAACUUCUUCCACCGAACGGCGAACCUCGUCGACCUGAUGGUUUCACCUUUUUGACGCGUUAUCAAUGUGAGCCCGGCAUCGUGAUUUAUAAAUCGAACUUUUCCCACGUCAAUAACAUCCACUGUCCGGCGCGCACCAUUCAUAAUCAGGAUGUUCUCAUUCGUCUAGUCAGUAUUGACGGCGAUGUCACAGCGGACGAGCACUAUGAAGCCAUCCAAAGACUCUCCGCAGGACAGUCUGCUUUUCGGGGAGAUAACUACACGCUUCCUCUCUUGAACGAACUUGAAUUCAAUGGACUUAAAUUCGUCGUUUUCCCUCUGCUUUCCCUCGGCGCCGCGUACAUGCCAUGGUUCUACAACGUAGCCGAGAUACUGGAUUAUUUGAUGCAGGUAUUCAAGGGCGUCAAGUUCUGUCAUGACAACUUGAUUGCACAUCUCGAUCUUGAUAGCGAUAAUAUUCUUUAUAACUUUGCAGGAGCUAGAAUGCAGCCUAAUGAGGUUGUAGAAUCAAAUGUUACUGGGCCAUUUCGAUCUCACUUCCCUAUUCGAUAUUAUAUUACGGACUUCGAAAUGGCCGUCUGCUUCGAUAAAGACUCUGAUCCUGCGAGCAGGAAAAUCACCGGCCUACCCAAUGACCGUGUGGGUAGAGCAGGGGAAUAUGAUAGAGAGUAUGCUCCGGAAAUGCUUCUUAGCGAACCCUAUUGCCCCUUCAAGGUCGACGUAUGGUAUUUGGGUCGAAUGCUUAACAUCGACAUGGACACAGAAGUCAAAGGUUUCAUAGAGACGCAUCUCAAGGCCUUACACGAAGAUUUUUCAUUUGAUGACGUGUUCGGAAAGUACUUUGCCCAGGAUAUCAUCCAGAGUGAACAAAUUAUGCAAGCGUUCGAUGAGGUGCGUAGUACUACCACUGUACAGCUGUCUUUUACAUGAAGAUAAUUUCAGUACAUAGACAAGAUCAACGAGGUGAACGGAUCGUUCCCGAAGGCAACUUUGCGAAU
Guyanagaster necrorhizus is the source of this 1258-nucleotide messenger RNA. RefSeq lists its product as uncharacterized. Gene Ontology annotation, molecular function: protein kinase activity; ATP binding. The transcript has 8 exons. Gene Ontology annotation, biological process: protein phosphorylation. The coding region runs from base 84 to 1190 and encodes 368 amino acids. The record is from RefSeq and is a predicted model, not a curated record. NCBI's taxonomy places the organism in Eukaryota, Fungi, Basidiomycota, Agaricomycetes, Agaricales, Physalacriaceae.